Messenger RNA from Recurvomyces mirabilis, 1755 nucleotides. RefSeq lists its product as uncharacterized. NCBI's taxonomy places the organism in Eukaryota, Fungi, Ascomycota, Dothideomycetes, Mycosphaerellales, Teratosphaeriaceae. The coding region runs from base 1 to 1755 and encodes 584 amino acids. The transcript is spliced from 2 exons. The record is from RefSeq and is a predicted model, not a curated record.
AUGUCUGGAAAUCCAUUUCGACGUCAGCGACUGCCGGACGAGACCACCAAAUAUGAGGCCAAUGGAGACAUCUCAGCCGAGACGAAACCAAAGACAAAGAAGAAAAAGAAGGUUGUCAUACAAACCCCGCCGCAUUCGCCAGACGAACCCAAAGCGAGCAUUCCUCGGAGACUGUCAGACGGCUUGACCGGGUCACCUCCUGCGCCGACGAGACGCCUUGACGACGACGAGUCGGACUCGAUGGCAACGACAGCAGACUCGGACCUUGAGCAUACUCUGCUCAACACAAGCCGAAAUACUGGUCCACCACCCAUUUCAUUCGGUGUACAGUCCGGCUCGCGAGCACCGUACAAUCCCUUCGCCAAGACUUUGGCCACAAGUGAAGCUGCGUACGGGAGAGCAGGGGAGCAAGAGCUGUCAGAAGAGAUGCAGGAGGCCAAUGGUGUGACCCCACGCAGCCAAGGCACGGGCAGACCAGCUUUGGACGUGGACACGUUCAAGAACAUUCUCUUGACGGGAAGUGCCACACCAUCACCACCCAACGGAGGUACAGCGAGUCAACGACCGCAGGAUAGUAGUAGCAACACGGACACUUCGUCCGUAUCAAAACAAUCGAUGUUCGACAACAUGAAUGAGCUUCACCCGGAGUCUCCAAGGACAUCAUUUGACGAUCAUUACGGUCUGGACGAUGAGGACGACGGUGACGAUGAGAACUCUAGUCUCAUGGGCCCAGCCUCCAGGAGGCCCGUGGCAGAAGGUCCGCCAGCACCACCGAAGCCGAAGCAUGGUAGAGCCUUCCCACAGACUGUGUCAUUCGCGGACUUUGACGAGACCAUUCCCGCGACAGACAUGCCGACGCCAACUCGUUUACAAACUUUGUCGCUCAACGCCAAUCCUUUGGACAGAGUGACAGCACCGAGAUCGCCAAGCGAUCUCAACAAACCACUGCCGCCUCCGCCGGCAGGACGGGUCUUAGUAGACGAAGCUUUGACUUCUACCUCACAGCCGAUCUCGACCAAUGGCAUUGGAGUACCGACAGACGAUGUAGAACCAACGAUUCAGGUGAAGAAAGCACCACCGCCACCACCGAUUGCUCGUCGGCGGGCACAGCCAGACGCAGAGACCCGCCGAGCACGAAGCGAUUCCAACCUUUCCAAGAGCUCAGCACAAGCUGCUGACGCGAACACUUCACUCGAGAGCCAAGGACAUAAAGCACUGGCGCCACCGCCACCACCUUCACGAAGAGCGCAAUCUACACGGUCACAGUCACCUGCUGCAGAGACGUCGCCUUCUCCCACGCCAUCAGUUACUAAAGGAAUGCCGCCUCCUCUGCCACGCCGUAUGCCAUCGCAGCGCGGUUCGUCGGCUGUCCGGACUUCCUCGAACGCCUCUCGCGUGAGCUUACCACGGAGCGACUCAUUCACAAUGUCAGCCGCGCAUGGUAACGCGCCUCCUGCGCCACCACCACGACGAACAGCAGGCAGUAAGCGAGACAGCAUGGAGAACGGACCACCGAACUCGAUGAGCAAUCGUCGGCCGAGUCACGAGAACCGGCGGUCAAGUGGACAAAGUUUUGGAAGUGAUCGAGAGCCUUCACUGCACAGUCUGCAGCAGGUGCAGGAGCCAGAGCACGGUGAAGACCUGUCUCCUGCGGGAGGUGAAGUCAAGUCCACUCAGCCAGAUUACCUUGCUGAUCUGGAUGCCUUUCAGAAGGAGAUUGAUGCGUUGAGAGCACAGGCUGCACGCAAUGGCUGA